GGAGGCGACAGCUGCCCGGCCCGGGGAGCGCGGCAGAGGGGGCUGCAGCGCCCGGGCGGCGGCGGCGGCGGCGGGCCGCUCGGGAUGUUCCCGGGCACUUCCUGACUGGCUGGCAGCGCGCACACGGUCCGACUCGCACGUCUCCGGGCCCCCGGCCGCUCGCUCGCCGGCUCGCGCGGGCCCGCUCUGCGUCGGCCGCGCCGCGGUGGAGGCGCGCGAGGGGGACGCGGCCGGGGAUGAGCUGACUGCGGGGGAAUACGCCGCCGCCUGGCCCCGGGAGGCCGCGAGGAGCCGCUUUUCUCCGAGUCGCCGCCCUGCCCUUGGAUUUGAAAUCAUGUCCAUUCACAUCGUGGCGCUCGGGAACGAGGGGGACGCGUUUCACCAGGACAAUCGGCCGUCGGGGCUCAUCCGCACUUACCUGGGGCGAAGCCCGCUGGUCUCGGGGGACGAAAGCAGCUUGUUGCUGAACGCCAGCAGCACGGUCGCACGUCCCGUGUUCACCGAGUAUCAGGCCAGCGCGUUUGGGAAUGUCAAGCUGGUGGUCCACGACUGUCCCGUCUGGGACAUUUUUGACAGUGAUUGGUAUACCUCUAGAAAUCUUAUUGGGAGUGCCGACAUCAUUGUGAUCAAAUACAACGUAAAUGACAAGUUUUCAUUCCACGAAGUAAAGGAUAAUUAUAUUCCAGUCAUUAAAAGGGCCUUAAAUUCAGUUCCUGUAAUCAUUGCUGCUGUUGGCACCAGACAAAAUGAAGAACUACCUUGUACAUGCCCGCUGUGUACCUCAGACAGAGGGAGUUGUGUCAGUACAACCGAAGGGAUCCAACUUGCUAAAGAACUAGGAGCCACCUACCUUGAACUGCACAGCCUUGAUGACUUCUACAUAGGAAAGUAUUUUGGAGGAGUGUUGGAGUAUUUUAUGAUUCAAGCCUUAAAUCAGAAGACAAGUGAAAAAAUGAAGAAAAGGAAAAUGAGCAACUCGUUUCAUGGAAUUAGACCACCUCAGCUUGAGCAACCAGAAAAAAUGCCUGUCUUAAAGGCUGAAGCAUCGCAUUAUAACUCUGAUUUAAAUAAUUUGCUGUUCUGCUGCCAGUGUGUGGAUGUGGUAUUUUACAACCAAGAUUUAAAGGAAGUUGCCGAGGCCCACAAGAUUGUUCUCUGUGCCGUAAGCCAUGUUUUCAUGCUGCUUUUCAAUGUGAAGAGUCCCACUGACAUUCAGGAUUCCAGUAUCAUCCGUACCACCCAGGACCUCUUUGCUAUAAACAGAGAUACUGCAUUUCCAGGUGCUAGCCAGGAUUCUCCAGGCAACCCACCAUUACGUGUUGUCGUUAAGGACGCCCUCUUCUGUUCUUGUUUAUCGGACAUUCUGCGCUUCAUUUAUUCAGGUGCUUUUCAGUGGGAAGAAUUGGAAGAAGAUAUCAGGAAGAAAUUGAAAGAUUCUGGGGAUGUUUCAAAUGUAAUUGAGAAAGUGAAAUGCAUUUUGAAAACACCAGGGAAGAUAAAUUGUCUAAGGAACUGCAAAACUUAUCAAGCCAGAAAACCUCUGUGGUUUUAUAACACUUCCCUGAAAUUUUUCCUUAAUAAACCAAUGCUUGCUGAUGUUGUCUUCGAAAUACAAGGUACAACAGUGCCAGCGCACAGGGCCAUCCUGGUGGCCCGUUGUGAAGUGAUGGCAGCCAUGUUUAAUGGGAAUUACAUGGAAGCAAAGAGUGUUCUGAUUCCAGUUUAUGGUGUUUCCAAAGAGACUUUCUUGUCAUUCUUAGAAUAUCUAUACACAGACUCCUGUUGCCCAGCUGGCAUUUUUCAGGCUAUGUGUCUCCUGAUCUGUGCUGAGAUGUAUCAGGUGUCCAGACUGCAGCACAUCUGCGAGCUGUUCAUCAUCACACAGCUGCAGAGCAUGCCGAGCAGGGAACUGGCCUCAAUGAACCUGGAUAUAGUUGACCUGCUAAAAAAAGCCAAGUUUCACCACUCCGAGUGCCUCUCAACCUGGCUGCUCCAUUUCAUCGCCACGAACUACCUCAUCUUCAGCCAAAAGCCUGAGUUUCAGGAUCUUUCAGUGGAAGAACGCAGUUUUGUUGAAAAGCACAGAUGGCCAUCGAAUAUGUACUUGAAGCAGCUUGCGGAAUACAGGAAGUAUAUUCACUCCCGGAAAUGUCGUUGCUUAGUAAUGUAACCCAGAGCUUUUAUAUACAUACACUUUUUAUUAUUAUUAUUAUGAAGAGGAAUGGGAUACCUCUGUGUUCCAGUAAGAUUCUGUGACUGAAACCGAUAUGGGCGUUAAAAAUAAUUACCAUACAGCUCAAUGUGUUUGUUCUCUGGAAAAACAAAACAACAACAAAAAAAACUACUAUUGUGAUCUUAAAAGGGAACAAAAUAUACUGUAGGCUAAAACUAAGGCAUCAUCACCCUAGUCUAUAAAGCUGUUGUACAGCUACUUUUUCCCUUUAAGAUGCCCUGUUGCUUUAGUGAUACUAGUACCCUUCCCAGUUAAGAAAUGUUUAAAUUAAGAAAAAAAAUCAUGUAGGAUUAAUUUUAAAAUUUCAUCAUGUCUGAUUAAUUGUUCUAUUAAAAUAAAGGGCAUUUUAAAGACCCAGUAGGACUAUUUCAAUAAUGAAAAAUCUAGGGUAAAGCUGAUCAGUCUGAAAUUUUAAGAAAUAGAAAGUUGCAUGGAAUUUUGAAAGUGAAAUGCCAUGUGGUUUCAAAUCACUAACAAGUUUUGAACCAUCGUGAAAAAAAAAUUAUUUUUCUGUGGAUAACCCAGCUGAGCCACCUUGUCUCCUCUCUGGAUUCUGACUGGGCAGGAGAACCUACACAGGGCUGGCUGUAAGGCCAUGUAACCUUUGUAGUCACAAGGGCCCAUGCUUGGUUCAAUGCUCUGCCAUUGCCAUCUUGAAAUUCUUAAUAAUAUUUAAAGAAAGGCUCUGCAUUUUCACUUUGCACUAGGCCCCCAAAUUAUGUGCAUCUCCUGGUAGGAUAUGUACUGUAUUUUCAUGCUCAAACGUCAUUCUCUCUGAAAGCAAAAAAGAGUCAUUGACAUCAAGGGAAGAGAAGGAGGCUUGCUGGAAGGAAAAGAUCACAUGGGGUUUCCCAUCCUUGAGGAAGUCUAUAUCACUGAGGGCCUCUGCUGCCACCUCCAUGGGCAAGGGAGGCGUGCCUUGUGUUGUCUCCGUGUUGGAACACUCACAGCUCUGGCUCCGUAACAGCUGAACAAAUGCUUUCUUGAUCAUUCUGAGACCAGGAUGUGAGUAAAAGUGACUGACCGGUGUGGCUUUAAUGCACAUUUAUAAAGAUGCUCAUAGGAAGAGAUGCUUUCUAGAGAAUUUGUAAUCAAAGACUCAAGAGUUUUUUAAUAACUUACUAAGCUUAGGAUGUCAGCAGCUUGAAUUGUUUGAAUUCUGAGGACCGAAGGUUAUUUAAUGAGGAGUAGCCUAAACCUUGUCCUUCAAGAUAACCUAGUAAGUUAAAAGAAAGGCUAUAAAUCAGACUCAUUACAUGUAGAGAAACUAGUACUAGGAUAGGAUUAUAGUUUCUCUUGUAUCACAUGUCAACAGAAAUAAUUACAUCAGAAGCUCACAAGCCGAGAGAUGGAAUACCAGAUUACUAUUUACUGUCAACAUCAUUUUCAUUUGUAAUUCCGUAUUGGUAUAUAAUUUUCUUUUUAUUCCUAAUGACUUUCGAGGACACCUAGUUUUUCCAGCUACUCAAAGGUUUAAUUAAACAGUUUUAUACCAUAGUAUUAGACAUAAUACUAUACAGUUAGUCCUUGGAUGUAUAUCAGCACUGUUAGAGUAAGACCGUAAAAAUGCCCUAUAUAUAUAUAUCUUCUAAGAAACCUGAUUUUAAUUAGAUUGUAUUGAUGAAGGUUACUGGAAUGCAUUUUAUGUUUUUUGCAUUUUGAUCAGUUGAGUUAAUCAACUAUUGGCAAAUCCCGUUUGGCAAAGAUAAGCAUUGUAAAGAAUAAAUACUAUAGUAGAUAUCUAGAAAUUCAUAUUUAAAGUCUUUUAAAACACAAUGAUAGUCUUAUGUUCUUCCUAAGUGUAGUUUUACCCCUGUGUGAAUUACAGCACUUAAAAUUCUAAAUUAGUAACUUUUAAUCUAGAAAAUUGAAAAAAUAUUAAGUUCUAAAGCAAAAUAAAGUAUUUCUCGAAACUACUGUCUAACAUUUACAAAGACCAUAGAUACUUUUUAGGUUGUUUGACCUGAGUGGGAGUUAGGAUUGAAGCUGGUGCUCUGGAGUAUUGAGCAUGUAGUUUUUAUUAUGAAAGUUCU
Hyaena hyaena (striped hyena) is the source of this 4266-nucleotide messenger RNA. It is a transcript of the gene RHOBTB3, whose product is annotated as Rho related BTB domain containing 3. Gene Ontology annotation, molecular function: ubiquitin protein ligase binding; GTPase activity; GTP binding. The record is from RefSeq and is a predicted model, not a curated record. Gene Ontology annotation, biological process: proteasome-mediated ubiquitin-dependent protein catabolic process; regulation of proteolysis. NCBI's taxonomy places the organism in Eukaryota, Metazoa, Chordata, Mammalia, Carnivora, Hyaenidae. The transcript is spliced from 12 exons. Gene Ontology annotation, cellular component: cytoplasm. Bases 335 to 2170 code for a protein of 611 amino acids.